Osmerus eperlanus (European smelt) is the source of this 4387-nucleotide messenger RNA. It is a transcript of the gene map3k7, whose product is annotated as mitogen-activated protein kinase kinase kinase 7. NCBI's taxonomy places the organism in Eukaryota, Metazoa, Chordata, Actinopteri, Osmeriformes, Osmeridae. Bases 309 to 2105 code for a protein of 598 amino acids. The transcript is spliced from 18 exons. The record is from RefSeq and is a predicted model, not a curated record. Gene Ontology annotation, biological process: positive regulation of canonical NF-kappaB signal transduction; JNK cascade; immune response. Gene Ontology annotation, molecular function: magnesium ion binding; MAP kinase kinase kinase activity; ATP binding.
AAGGAAGACACCUCACUUCCUGAGCCCUGCUGCAGUCACAGUACACUGCCUGGGGAAAACUGAAGUGUUCCUAGCCGUAUAGUACUAGCUAUCAUGGAAGCGGAGUCGUCAUAAAGUUAUGCCUGGCAGUCAGAGGGUUAGAAAGGGACACUUUUAAUAAGACUAUUGUUAUCGCUUCUGUACGUUUGUGUAGAGAAAACCACUCCAUGUCUCGUACCAUCAUUGCGCAUGUGGAGUUCACAGAUUGCGGAGACGGAGUCUUUUUUAUUAGCCAAUGAGAAGUUAACCAGCUAGCUAGCAGGCUAGCAAUGUCAUUGCCAUCUGCCGAUAUGCUCGAAACUCCACCUGGUUAUCCCUUUGAAGAAAUAGAGUAUGCGGACAUUGAAGUUGAAGAGGUGGUUGGCAGAGGCGCCUUUGGUGUCGUCUGCAAGGCCAAAUGGAAAGGCAAAGACGUUGCGAUCAAGACCAUAGAGAGUGAAUCUGAAAGGAAGGCCUUCAUAGUGGAGCUGAGACAACUUUCUCGAGUGAAUCACCAAAACAUUGUGAAGUUGUACGGCUCUUGCAAUAAUCCGGUCUGCCUGGUGAUGGAAUAUGCUGAAGGGGGGUCUUUGUAUAAUGUGCUGCAUGGCGCAGAGCCCCUCCCCUACUACACUGCCUCCCAUGCCAUGAGCUGGUGCUUCCAGUGUUCGCAGGGGGUCGCAUACCUCCAUGGCAUGAAACCAAAAGCUCUCAUUCACAGGGACCUCAAGCCACCCAACCUGCUGCUUGUUGCGGGCGGCACCGUGCUAAAGAUAUGUGACUUUGGGACCGCUUGCGACAUUCAGACCCACAUGACUAACAACAAAGGAAGUGCAGCGUGGAUGGCCCCUGAGGUGUUUGAAGGCAACAAUUACAGUGAGAAGUGUGAUGUGUUCAGCUGGGGCAUCAUUCUCUGGGAGGUGAUCACUCGCAGGAAGCCUUUUGAUGAGAUCGGAGGUCCGGCCUUUCGCAUCAUGUGGGCCGUGCAUAACGGCACCCGCCCGCCUCUCAUCAAGAAUCUGCCGAAAGCCAUCGAGAGCCUGAUGACUCGCUGCUGGUCCAAAGACCCCUCCCAGCGGCCCUCCAUGGAGGAGAUAGUCAAGAUCAUGACUCACCUCAUGAGGUACUUCCCAGGUUCUGAUGAGCCCCUGCAGUACCCCUACCAGUACUCAGACGAUGGGCAGAGCAACUCGGCCACAAGCACAGGAUCCUAUGUUGAUUACACUUGCACUGGCACGAGCAACAGAAGUGACGCAAACAUGGAGCAUGGUGACUCUCAAGGGAGCAACGACACCAUCAAGAUUCCCUUUCAGUUCAAACCAAAGGUAGACCCCUUGCGGCCUAGUCUGCCUCUGUCCAGAGGGAGCAGUGUGGAGAGCCUGUCAGGACGCCCCCAGUGCCUCCCCUCGUCAGACAGCAAGAGAAUGAGUGCCGACCUGUCAGAGCUGGAGCACAGGAUGCCCUUUGCUUCUACAGCACGCCCCCCGUAUAAACGAGGCCACCGUAAAACGGCAUCGUUUGGCACCAUUCUGGAUGUCCCCAAGAUCGUCGUAACAGCCACCUGUGAGCAGCAGAGACGAAGGUCUGUGCAGGACCUCUCAGCCAUCUGCUCAGAGUCCGGUCAGGGGAGCAGGAACAGCAGCAGAUCGUCAAGUCCCAGUGUGAGGAUGAUGCCUCCCGACAAAACCAACAGCCGAGGAUAUGGCUUCUCUCCUGACGACCCCUCAGAUACCAAUGGCUCCGACAACUCCAUUCCCAUGGCAUAUCUGACCCUGGAUCACCAGCUGCAGCCCCUCGCUCCUUGUCCCAACUCCAAAGAGUCCAUGGCUGUGUUUGAGCAGCACUGCAAAAUGGCCCAAGAAUACCUGAAAGUGCAAACCGAGAUCGCCUUGCUGAUCCAGAGGAAGAAAGAGCUGAUCGCAGAACUGGACCAAGAUGAGAAGGACCAGCAGAACACGUCCCGUCUGGUGCAGGAGCACAAGAAGCUCCUGGAGGAGAACAAGAGUCUGUCCACGUUCUACCAGCAGUGUAAAAAGCAGCUGGAACUGAUCCGGGCCCAGCAACAGAAGAAACAGGGUACCUCAUGAUGGUCUGGCUUCACCCCACCCUCCGAGCCCACUGUCCUGCUUCAGAGACUCAUGGACUGGCUCCAUGUCACCACCCCCACACCCCUUUUUCACUGCUCUCCUGGUUCACGUAUAGACUAGUCUAGAAAGUACCCCCCCCCCCACACACACACACGCACACACCUAAGAAGGAUCUCCCCCGGGCCACCCGCCCGGUCCUGGGCACAGGUGCCCCCUGUCCUACAGGCUCCUGGCAGGCCUUUGGUACCCCCGUACUGGAAAGAGACCCGUGUUUCUCUGUGUUCCUGCAUGUUGCAUCACACAUCCACAGCAAAGAACGCUCAAUUGGGCUACCCCACCACCAGAGUCUCUCCGCCCCAACAUUUGCACAUCUUCACAGCUGAAUAUUGUCCGCAGACCAAAGCAAUCAAAUAUCUACCCUUAACGAGCGGGUGAUUUGGGGUGGUCAUCCAGAGCCUUCCAGAGCCGUGAGGACAGCGGGUAGAGGGAUGGUUGUGAGGAACUGCCAGGAUAUGAGGCAUCCAAGGGGGCUGGUGGUCCACAAGCCAGGAGGAAAAGGUGUGACUGUAUGUAGUGUGUUUGUAUGUGUCGCUCUCAUAACCCCCAGGCUUCCUGGUCAGAGUGGGGCCCCAUCCCAACACAAGCCCUGGGACCUAGCCCGAGGCCUGUACACUAGACAGGUAUGAGGUCACUUUAACUGUGUAACGUGGUCUUGGACCUAACUUCCCCUUCGAUUGGUUGUGCUGCAAUGUUUUUAAUCCAACCUACUUUGGUUCCUCAGAAGUGCCCAGGGGUUGGUUUUGGGAAGGGGCUAUCGGUGUGAUGUUUUCUCUUCACUGAAUGGCCCUCGUUAGCCUGACCUCGUCAUCAGAGGACAUCGAGGAUGUCCUUGAGAAUGUGAAUGCCCAGAUGGUUUUUAGAUGACAGUGUGAAAUAUGUGCACCAUUUCAUGUUUUUAAAACUUGAGUUGAAUCUGUGUCCGGCUUAUGUUCGAUUACAAAGUUCAACCUGUGUUUUUUAUCCAUUUAUGCAAAGAAUCCAAAUUUGGAUUUGAAAUACUAUCUACAUAGUAUGUAGAUACAUCCAUACAAUGAUGUGUCUACAUACAUCCAUACAUCCUUGGACGUAGAUAUCUCCUCUCCCUAUUUGUUGGGGUCAGCAUGACCCCUUAGAAAGACCACCAACUUCCCUUCUUGAAACUGAGCGUAUUUGAUGUGGGCUUGUGUUUUAUUUGUUUAUAUGCAGGAUGUAUUUUAGAUAUGCCUUCUACAUCAAUUACAUGGUGGGGGAAACGUGAUGGUCCGGUAUGGAAACAGUAGCGUAUUGCAGGCGCCUCCACAAUUACAGUCGUAAGCUGUGUGGGGCCUUUAGUACCUCCAGCCUUGCUUCUGCUUCAGAGCCUGGUGAGGGAACACCACAUUUACAGACCCUCCAUUUUUAUCAUGACUUCAGUAUUUGUUGGUGAUGUUUUGUCUUUUUUUAUUAAGUAGUUGAAUUUGUAUGAUAUUUAAGCUAUCCUUUUUUUCCAUUAGGAAUUAUACUUUUAUUUGGUAUGGCAAUGCAGAUAUAUACAAGAAAGAGAGGCCUAUCCCUCCAUAUAUAUUUUGUUUGUUUUUUAGUUCACAUGUUGCCUUAGAAUUUGAUUGCUUGCAUUUUAAGUCCUUGACAUGUUUUUUCUGUGUUGUUGGAGAAAAGGAAACAGAGUUUCACUUGCGCCUCAUGUAAUGUAGGACUGUCAGUGGGGAAGGAUGUUUAGACUGUGUUUUGGAGGGAUUCGCUUAUUCCUCAGGUCGCCCCUCAGAGCAGAAUGUCUGGUCAAAUGAAUGAUGUCAUUACACUUCUGAGGUAAUCCUGGUGUAAUCCAUGACGGCCUUUCUCAGUGGACAGGACGGUUCUCUUUAGCUGUAGCAGAACAGACAGAAGAACAGCCCUCUUCACUACUAAAAGUAAGGAUUGGAUAUGGUCUUACUUUGAAUGCAGUUCCCAAGUUUUCUUUCUUUUUUUUUUUCUUUCUUUCACCAGACCUGCCACAGUCCCUCUGAUGUUUUGCACAAUCAUAUAUGGUUUUACUUGUCACACGUAUAGUAACUUACAACUGAAGUUUCUUACUUUUACAUUGUUAAAAGUAGACAGCUUUAUUCUGAAUGUUCAUUUACAGAAUCUAUCCCCCUUUUUCACUCUUAAUUCUUUUGAGAUGUUUUCUGAUGCAUCUUAAACUUUUGGGAUCAUGUAUGUGGCAGAAAAGAAGGCGUCAUGAAAUAAAUUGAACAGUGAGAAGUUCA